Messenger RNA from Fusarium mangiferae, 1203 nucleotides. RefSeq lists its product as uncharacterized. The coding region runs from base 1 to 1203 and encodes 400 amino acids. The record is from RefSeq and is a predicted model, not a curated record. NCBI's taxonomy places the organism in Eukaryota, Fungi, Ascomycota, Sordariomycetes, Hypocreales, Nectriaceae. The transcript has 5 exons.
AUGAGUUCACCGGACGAAGUACCCUACUUUUGCAUGGCGGAUACAAGGUGUCGUCUUUGCCAAUUCGACUUGCAAGAAGACGACUUGGUCAUCGCACACAUCAGGGGUCAACGAUUUUCAAUGGUGUUUAACCUCCGUAUGGCCGACACUAUACACGAUAGUUUUGAAUGGGUCAAUUUGCACACCUGUGCUAACCYUCAUUGCAUGGCAGAGGGUCGCCGCGUACCUUUCUUCCACAACGACUGUUUUUGCUUCAGGCUCUACGACAUUUCGGACGCGCUGGUCGCUGCUGGAAAUUACACUUUCGACCCUCCUGCAUACGAGAAGAACAGGCGUUCCCAUCGUAUCAAGCGUCUUCUAGCUCCAAAAUUAAGGGAUGAACUUCAAAUCAGACUUCCGGCUGAGACAUUAAUGGCCAUAGCUGGACUUCUCGUUCGUGAAUGUGCCGCCAUCACGGCAGAAGAACAGUCCCUAGGUACCAAUGUCUCUGAUGAUAUCGUCGACCUUACACAGAAUGUGUACGUUAGCUACACUACCGUUGAUGGCGUACGUUAUGUGAAGAAUCUUGGCAACACGGUGUCCAAGCUUUGCAACCAAGAACGCCCUGUGUUGCUCAGCAAGCAGGGAGAACUUGUCAGCAAGAUAUGGAUCGCCGAAGAUUAUCGUGGGAUCCGUUCUGUAAAAUUUUGUUCCACAGAUGCCUCAUUAGCAGGACCUACACCAAUCGCGAAAUCAUGGUGGAGAGCCAUCCGUGUUCCGCGCGAUGAAAAGAUCACCACCAAAUCUGACGGUCUCAAGCUGAGAGACAUUCUUGCAUGUGAUAAGACGGUAUCAAAUGAUACUAGAAAUUAUGUCGUUUGGGCGAAACCUGAGCAUCCAAACGAUGUCAUCGAUAUUACAACGUUUGAUCAAGUCAAUAGCUUUCCUGAGAGGCUUCGGAUGACGUUCUUUAAUUGCAAUGCCGAGGGUACAACCGGAUACACGGCAGUGACUGGUGGAAGCUCUGUUGCAAUGGUUCAUGCUCACGAGAACGAUAACAUUGACUUUUAUGCAGAUAUGGACUCUACUUGUCCGCGUGGCUUCUUCAUAUAUAUGCCACUUGACGAUGGAGAAUUUGUGACCGAGAUAUGUCGAAGAUAUGCAGUAGCAGCAGGAAAUUGGAUCUCAACCUGCCUUGUGUUCAUUACGAACAAAGGAUUCUAA